Molecule: messenger RNA, 2927 nt
Organism: Elephantulus edwardii (Cape elephant shrew)
Lineage: Eukaryota; Metazoa; Chordata; Mammalia; Macroscelidea; Macroscelididae
Gene: LRRC4C
Product: leucine rich repeat containing 4C
Exons: 2
Coding region: 812-2734 (640 amino acids)
Biological process (GO): synaptic membrane adhesion; modulation of chemical synaptic transmission; regulation of axonogenesis
Cellular component (GO): glutamatergic synapse; plasma membrane; postsynaptic density membrane
Molecular function (GO): cell-cell adhesion mediator activity
Source: RefSeq, a predicted model, not a curated record
UUUUUUUUUGGGUAGCGGUGGCGGUUGGGUGCCUUUGCAAAAAUGAAGGAUGCGGGACGCAGCCCUGUCUCAGAAGCGAACGCAGUGGAGAAACUGAAGGUGCAAGAGAGAGGGAAGAAGGACGCUUUUCCUUGUGGGACUUGGAGCUUGCCACCAAUGUGUAGACGUGCACACAGGGCGCACUGAAAAAAAUGAAAUAAACCCGAGUCAGAUCCGCGGGGGUUGGUGUGUCCUGACAUAAAUAAAUCACAAUAAAACAGCUGCCCCCCUCCCCCCCUCAACAAAAAACAAAAAAGGAUAAUCGGAAAUGGAGAACCGAGGAUUCAAGAAGAAAAAGUGUGUUCUUUUUUGCCAAUAAAGGGGAAAGUAAGCCAAGGAGAUUGUUGUUUUUUUUAAAAAAAAAUGAAAAAUUUGAGGAUUAUUAUUAUUUUUAAACUGAACUAAAGACCUGCUGUGGUGGUAUUUUCUGUUUGAAUUUCCCACAAGACGAGAGGAAAUUAAUAAUACAUCUGGAAAGAAAUUUCGGAGAAGAAAAGUUGACCGCGGCAGCAAGCAGCAUUGAUUGGGGCAGAGGAACCAGCAGCGCUCUGUUGGAUUGUUCCUGUGUUGACUAAAAUUGACGGAUAAUUGCAGUUGGAUUUUUCUUCAUCAGUCCUUUUUUUCUCUUCUUUUCCCUUUUUCCUCUGUUUUGGUGUCAAGAUCAUGCGCUUUUCUCUCAUUCUUAGCCACCUGGAUUCUCAUCUGGACGUGCUCUGCUCAGUGGAAUACAACUCUUUGAACUCCAGAAGGACCGACACCAGAUAAAUUAUGAAUGUUGAACAAGAUGACCUUACAUCCACAGCAGAUAAUGAUAGGUCCUAGGUUUAACAGGGCCUUAUUUGACCCCCUGCUUGUGGUGCUGCUGGCUCUUCAACUGCUCGUGGUGGCUGGGCUGGUGCGGGCCCAAACCUGCCCUUCUGUCUGCUCCUGCAGCAACCAGUUCAGCAAGGUGAUCUGCGUUCGGAAAAACCUGCGUGAGGUUCCGGAUGGCAUCUCCACCAACACACGCCUGCUGAACCUCCACGAGAACCAAAUCCAGAUCAUCAAAGUGAACAGCUUCAAGCACCUGCGGCACCUGGAAAUCCUACAGUUGAGUAGGAAUCACAUUAGAACGAUUGAAAUCGGGGCCUUCAAUGGUCUGGCCAACCUCAACACUCUGGAACUCUUUGACAAUCGUCUUACCACCAUCCCAAAUGGAGCUUUUGUAUAUUUGUCUAAACUGAAGGAGCUCUGGUUGAGAAAUAACCCCAUUGAAAGCAUACCUUCCUACGCUUUUAACAGAAUUCCUUCUCUGCGCCGGCUAGACUUGGGGGAAUUGAAAAGGCUUUCCUACAUCUCAGAAGGUGCCUUUGAAGGUCUGUCCAAUUUGAGGUAUUUGAACCUUGCCAUGUGCAACCUCCGGGAAAUCCCUAACCUCACGCCACUUAUCAAACUGGAUGAGCUGGACCUUUCUGGGAAUCAUUUGUCUGCUAUCAGGCCUGGCUCUUUCCAGGGGUUGAUGCACCUUCAAAAACUGUGGAUGAUACAAUCCCAGAUCCAAGUGAUUGAACGGAAUGCCUUUGAUAACCUUCAGUCACUGGUGGAGAUCAACCUGGCACACAACAAUCUAACGUUACUGCCUCAUGACCUGUUCACCCCCCUGCAUCAUCUAGAGCGGAUACACUUACAUCACAACCCUUGGAACUGUAAUUGUGAUAUACUGUGGCUCAGCUGGUGGAUAAAAGACAUGGCUCCCUCGAACACAGCUUGCUGUGCCCGGUGUAACACACCCCCCAACCUGAAAGGGAGGUACAUCGGGGAGCUGGACCAGAAUUACUUCACAUGCUAUGCUCCUGUGAUUGUGGAGCCCCCCGCAGACCUCAAUGUCACUGAAGGCAUGGCAGCCGAGCUGAAGUGCCGGGCCUCCACCUCGCUGACCUCUGUGUCGUGGAUUACUCCAAAUGGAACAGUCAUGACCCAUGGGGCUUACAAAGUGCGGAUAGCUGUGCUCAGCGAUGGCACCUUAAACUUCACGAAUGUAACCGUGCAAGACACGGGCAUGUACACGUGUAUGGUGAGUAAUUCCGUUGGAAACACCACUGCUUCGGCCACCCUGAAUGUUACCGCAGCAGCCACCACUCCCUUCUCGUACUUUUCAACAGUCACAGUAGAGACUAUGGAACCUUCUCAGGAUGAGGCUCGGACCACAGACAACAACGUGGGCCCCACUCCAGUGAUCGACUGGGAGACCACCAAUGUGACCACGUCUCUCACACCACAGAGCACAAGGUCGACAGAGAAAACAUUCACCAUCCCCGUGACCGACCUCAACAGUGGGAUCCCAGGGAUCGAUGAGGUCAUGAAGACGACCAAAAUCAUCAUCGGCUGCUUCGUGGCCAUCACCUUGAUGGCUGCUGUGAUGCUGGUCAUUUUCUACAAGAUGAGGAAGCAGCAUCAUCGGCAAAACCAUCACGCCCCGACGCGGACUGUUGAAAUCAUUAAUGUGGACGAUGAGAUUACAGGGGACACUCCCAUGGAAAGCCACCUGCCCAUGCCUGCCCUUGAACAUGAGCACCUCAAUCAUUAUAACUCUUACAAAUCUCCCUUCAACCACACCACAACAGUGAACACGAUCAACUCAAUACACAGUUCAGUGCAUGAACCGUUGUUGAUUCGAAUGAACUCCAAGGACAAUGUCCAGGAGACUCAGAUCUGAACCCCUGACAGUUACAGAAAACAAACAAUCAAAAAAACAAAAACAAAACAAAAGACAGUUUAUUAAAAAUGACGCAAAUGACUGGGCUAAAACAACUGUUUCCAAAAAAAAAAGUGUCUUUACAAAAAAAAAACACAAAAAAGAAAAGAAAUUUAUUUAUUAAAAAUUCUAUUGUGACCUAAAGCAGACAAAA